GGAAGUUCGUCAGGACCGCAGAAUGUUCCAGCUCAGUUUAGCCGAGUGACCUGAAACGUCCUCAAAGUCCCUUUGGGCUGCUAAAAAUCUGUCUGCCGAAUAACAAACGUCAGGACUUCUUACACUAUGGUCUUUGAGGAGAAAAUGAUUACAAAUGGGGAGCCUGACGAGGAUGAAGAGGAAGAAGAGGAGGAGGAGGAAGAAGACAUGGUGGACCCUUUAGACGCUGUGAGGCAGAAGUGUGAGGAAACGCACCACUGUGUACACAUGCGGGAGAAGCUGGAUGUCUGCGAGACCCGUGUGGGCUCGCGGUCAGAAACCCAAGAGGACUGCACGGAGGAGCUCUUUGACUUCUUACAUGCUCGCGACCACUGUGUGGCACACAAACUGUUCCAUUCAGUGAAGUAAACUUUGCUGAUAGUCGGUUCCACUGGCUGCUGUUCUACAGAUAUACAGUAAAAUCGUAUUCAAAUGUGCUAAAAUGACUACAAUUGUAACGAAAGACACCGACCUGGUUAUACUGUCCAAAUGUUAGAAAUGUCCUGAAAUUAGAUUUAAUGUGUUUGUGUGGAUGUAUUUGAGUAAGUAUUAAAAAUGGACUAAAGCUA
Molecule: messenger RNA, 608 nt
Organism: Anguilla rostrata (American eel)
Lineage: Eukaryota; Metazoa; Chordata; Actinopteri; Anguilliformes; Anguillidae
Gene: uqcrh
Product: cytochrome b-c1 complex subunit 6, mitochondrial
Exons: 4
Coding region: 127-408 (93 amino acids)
Biological process (GO): mitochondrial electron transport, ubiquinol to cytochrome c
Source: RefSeq, a predicted model, not a curated record